Molecule: messenger RNA, 600 nt
Organism: Jaculus jaculus (lesser Egyptian jerboa)
Lineage: Eukaryota; Metazoa; Chordata; Mammalia; Rodentia; Dipodidae
Product: histone H4
Exons: 1
Coding region: 19-330 (103 amino acids)
Biological process (GO): nucleosome assembly
Cellular component (GO): nucleosome
Molecular function (GO): protein heterodimerization activity; structural constituent of chromatin; DNA binding
Source: RefSeq, a predicted model, not a curated record
CUUCCUAGUGGCUUUGAGAUGUCUGGUCGCGGCAAGGGCGGGAAGGGCCUGGGCAAGGGCGGCGCCAAGCGGCACCGCAAGGUCCUGCGCGACAACAUCCAGGGCAUCACCAAGCCCGCCAUCCGGCGCCUGGCCCGCCGCGGCGGCGUCAAGCGCAUCUCGGGCCUCAUCUACGAGGAGACCCGCGGCGUGCUGAAGGUCUUCCUGGAGAACGUGAUCCGCGACGCCGUCACGUACACGGAGCACGCCAAGCGCAAGACGGUCACGGCCAUGGACGUGGUGUACGCGCUCAAGCGCCAGGGCCGCACGCUCUACGGCUUCGGCGGCUGAGGACCCCGCGCCCUCCCCCACCACCAACAAAGGCCCUUUUCAGGGCCGCCCACUUACUCUGAAAUGAGCCUUGACACUUGAUCGAUAUGCGAUCGGUAUGCUGUAUCCCUAUUCUGCAGCCUUUUGUAAUAGGACGUUUUAUUUGCAAUCGUCUUUGGUAGUGUUUGCUCCAUUUGUAGAUAAACUCACCUUCACGCUCCCGAGUGUACGCGCUCCAGCUGAGAGCUUGCACUACGCUUUUGCCCAAGCUAACUGUAGGACACCUGCGUU